This is a messenger RNA of Phymastichus coffea, 1294 nucleotides long. RefSeq lists its product as uncharacterized. NCBI's taxonomy places the organism in Eukaryota, Metazoa, Arthropoda, Insecta, Hymenoptera, Eulophidae. The coding region runs from base 1 to 972 and encodes 323 amino acids. The transcript has 4 exons. The record is from RefSeq and is a predicted model, not a curated record.
AUGAAUAUAUACAAAUACAUUGAAUCUUGCACAAAAAUUAAUACAGAUCGAGAAGUAGAUAACAUAGAAUGGCUUUCUGUACCUAAAAUUGAAAAUAUAAAUCUUUUAAAUAAGAGAAAUUUACCAUAUUGUUUGGAGUCAGAAAAAGGCUUCUAUGUCGAGUCACACAUGGAUAAUCUCGAUGAAAUAGAGCACCAAAGUGACGGAGACAUAAGUGAACAGAGAUAUCAAUUUGCAGAUAUUAGAGCUAGCGUUCGAGAGGUUGGACUAGGAUGGAACAUAUUCAAUAUCAUUGAAAAACGUUACAGAGAAUCUCAAGAAAGAUAUACAGAAAAAAGUUUAGAUAAAAGUAGCAGUGAAUCCGAUUGUUCAUAUACCACUGCAUACUCUGUUUUAUCGAAUGAUUCAUAUUCAACUGCAAUAGAUGAAAUUGAGUAUCCCAGAAGAGCUAGCUCUAGUGCCGAUAUUAAAAGUGAAAUUUUAAUUGACAGUAGCAUAGAUAAAAGACGAUACAGAAAAAAUGCUUUAAUGACAAGAUUAUUGCAGAGUGCUGAAAAUAAUUUAUCAUAUUGUGAUCAAAUACUUAUUGAUUAUUCAACUGAUAAAUGUGAUACAUCUAAUUUAAUCCAUGAUGUUUGCAACAAAAAAACGGAGAACAAAAAUAUUAGUUAUGAGAAAUUAGAAAGUAAUAACAGUGAUAAAAACACGUAUGAAGAUAAUGUACUCAGAUUAUUUCAGAGCAAAGAAGAUGAAGAUGUGUAUGUUCAUCCUUUGAGAGAACAAAUUCAAAACGAUCAUGUAUGGCAAGAGUUUCGUUUAUCCAGAAAAGGGAUUGUAACUACUGAGACUGCUAGACAAUAUUAUAUGAAUCUUUCUGAAGAUCAAUUUGCAGUUUUCGAGCAAAUAGAUAGUAAAAAGAAAUCUAGCAAUAGAAGGAAAGUUAAAAAUUAUAUAACCACAGGUAGAGAGUAAUUAUGUAAUUUAAGUUUCUUAAAAGUAACCUGUUGUGUUUUCAAAUUAGAUUGCAAAGUUAUGUAUUCUUGUAUCUUAUUAGAAUAUUUUUUUUAUUGGGUCAUUAAUAUUUUUAUUAAAUAAAUUAUUUUUACUGCAACUGCACUUGUAAUUAAGAGAAAUAUUGCUGAUACAUAUUUUUUAAACGGUUUUAGAAACAGGAAGAUAUGUUCUGCAUUUUUAUUUUAUUAACCAUACAUCUAUACUGAAUUUAUCAAAUUUGAAAAACAUAUUCCAUUAGCUUUCUCAAUUGAUAAAAAGUAGUUAUUAAUCAAAUUAAAAA